AUGGUAUUGGACACCAGUAAAAACCCCCUGAAACACAUGGAACUGUUACUGCAUCAAGUCUACAUGCCCCUGCUCUGCGGCGAUUCAGCCAUGACCCACACUCUGGGGCUGAAUGCUGAUAGGUUGUUGGAUGUAUCGCACAGACUGAUGGGUCAACUAGAGAUGAUCAGAGGUCACGUUAAGGGGCUCAGCAAGACGACACCAUCAGCUGCACUUACGGCUGCAGUUAUCCACGUGUUGGAAUCAACUGUGAUUGGUUGGAUCAAACAGGUUAAGGUUGUGCUGAAGCAUGAUCCUCUUGCCGAGCUGCAGAAGCACGGCCCUGGAGCUGGUGUUUAUCAGGAAGAGGCUGCGUGGGAGAAACACAUUCAGAACCUGCACUCCCUAAACGCCCAGCUGGAUUCAGAGAAAGCUCGGGAAAUCCUUACCAACCUGGAGCAGGCUAACAGCACGUACGCUCUCUCAUUUCAAAACGUGUGCAAGGACAUUGACAAGUCUCACCAGAAACUGAAACGUGCCCUGAAGAUCUGUGCUGCUUUUCGAGGAACUUACCUUGAUGUGAAAGCCAAAGCUGAUGAGAUAAACAGCAAGAAGGUCGAAGAAAACAUCCAGCACAUAUCUAGGAAACCUUCCGAUUCCCUGUGGAGUGCCAAGCUUUAUGGACCACUGUCUGCAAAGUUCACGUCUCGGGGAUGGGAAUUUCCUGGUCGAGGGAAGGGUGACGGGGUUGAUGAGUGGGUUGACUGUCCAUGGCCUCCGCACGGCGCAAAGUGCUUCCAGAGAAUGAACUUGUUUAUGGAGAGGUGCAAUGAUGUCUUGGAGCUUGUGGAGACUAUCAGACAUUUCCAGCUGCUGGAGACUGCUUCAGAGAUUGGUGGAGCUGGAACUGCGAGUUUGGAUGCCAUGGUGCGCGAGAUACAGGACACCUACAAGAGAACCAUACACACCUUCACCAGCCAGAAUUCAAACAUCCUGUCUGCUGAUAAGAACCAGUCUUUUGAGAAAGCUUUCUUCAACUUCAGAACGACAAUGAAGGAACUGGAGUUUCAGAUUGCCGAAGUGCUAAGGAGCAGCUUUCAACAGUGUCCCACAAUCAACUCUCAGCUUAGACUACUGCAGGUGUUUGAAGGCAUGUGCAGCAGAGAACUUGUUCAGGAACAUUUAAAGGACAAGUAUGAGCAACUCCUGUCCAUGUUUAUUGAGGAGCUGACCCAGGAGCCAAUGGUGAAAUUAAAGGAAAUCACCCCACAUUCUCUGAAAGGAGAUCUAGGCUGGAAACUCAGGCACUUGUACACCGAAGUUAUGGACGAACUUAAAAGCUGUGAGAAAGAAACGAUUGACUCUUGGCUGAAGAAUUCUCAAGUGGACCUCAGCAAUGCCUUAAAGAGGCCUUUAUUGGUUGCUUCCAACGUGUAUGGUGAACUGGAGGAUCAGCUCCAGGCUGUGGAGUUGAAUCUGGAUCCAGACCUUCUCCUGUUACUGCGAGAAGCUUCGUACCUUCGGAAGGCACCGUUCAACUUCAGUUUACUUGAACCUGUAGAGACCCUUCUAAAGAACGUGGACGUGAACAGACUCAAGUCUCAAGCUGUCCGGCUGGAGGCAGUGGUGUGCAAGUACAACGAGGUCACGAGAACCAUCAACGAUUAUGAGAGGAGACUGCUGGAAAGGAAAUUAUCUGCAGCGGAAGAGCUGCUGCAGAGUGGAUUGACCGUGCACACAUGGAGCAUGGAAGAGAGUGUGGAUUUUAUUGAGCUGGCUACCUCCCUGGUAUGCUCUGACCUCUACAUGACCUUCAGCUCACUGAGGAGCAACUGCAGGGAAAUCUUAGACCGGUCCAGUGCCUGGUCCAAUGGAAACCUUGAUAUAUUCUCCAGCAGGGACACCCAGAGGACUUACUCCAUGGAGGAAUUAAUUCAAGAGCAAGAGACCCUGGAGCACAGCCUGGAACGACAGAUUUUUACAGACGGGCAGAGAAUUCACAACCUGAUCAAAGAGUCCUUUGUCGCCGUGGGCGUCAGCGAGGCCUCGCCCGCCUGGCAAGAGUACGUGGAGCACAUCGACAUCCUGGUCCUACAGGGACUGAAGGAGGUCACCUUCAGCAGCCUGGCUUCCAUGCUGAGCACACUCCUGGAGGGGCAGGAGGCUCCGAUCCUUCGUAUCCGCGUGGAGCUGGUGGGCAGUGCUGUGGAGUUCUGUCCUCCACUGGACGAGAGCGCUGUGCAGAGCAGCGUGCUGGAACACACCCGCGACUGGCUUAAGAGCUUUCUCCUUAGAGGCUCCCUGGUGACCAUGCUGUGCUUCAGUGCCCAGGGAGGCUACCAUGACUACAUAGCAGCUGACAAAGAGGUCAUUCAGUUGGUUGGUCACAUUUUGGAACAAGUGCAGGACAGCGCUGACAAAUGCCAGGACACGUUGGGAGUUUUAAAUCAAUAUGCCUAUCUCUGGAAGAAAGAUGUCAAUGCCACCUUUCAAGACUUUAUACAUGGAGUCGGCAGAGUAAAGUCUGCUAAUCAGAGUUGGUUUUCCGGGGCAGACUUCCUUAUGGAUUUAAUAGAUACCUUGAGUGACCGAUCUCAGAGCAGACAAAGCAGCAAUUUGAGAUCCCAGAGCACUCUGCUGAUUGAAGCUGAACGAGCCUUUAUUCAGCCCGAGGAUGCAAAGGAGACCAUUUCCGUUCCAUUGCUGGAGGAUUUUGAUGCAGAGAUCUCUAUCUACAGGAACGACAGGGACACCAUCUUGACUUUCCAGGACUCCAUGGUUCUAGGCUGGAUUCAGGUGGACUUCCAGCCCAUCAAGCAGGUUCUGGCUGCCUACGCAUUCAAGUGGAUGUGGACCUUUGCAAAAUACCUAACAGACAAGGUGACUGCUACGUUGAAGAAGCUGGAUGCGUUUUUAAAAAGAACCGAACCUCAAAUAGAGAUCAUCACUGGGGAGGAAAGAGACACGGUAUUCUUUAUGACAAUGAUACAGCUGUUCAAUGAGGUAUCCACAAAGCAAACAGAAAUGGAGGGGCAGUUCAUUGUUAUGCAGAAAGCUCUCAAGCUGUUGGAAAAAUAUGAGAUGAAGCUGCCAGCCGAGAGCGAGAGGCUGUUCAAAGCAACUCCGGGGCGCUGGAACAUCCUGAGAACCAAGGUGUCCCUGGCCAAGCAGAGGCUCAGCCCCAAGAUCCGGCAGGAAUCUGAGAGCAUCACCAAGGAUCUUUCCCAGUUUGGUGAAAGACUUCACCAGCUAAGAGAAGCUAUUGAUGAGUCGGACAUCUACACGAGAGCCUGCUCGAUAGAACAAGCUUACUGCGCAAUCAAGACGUUCAGCAAACAAGUGAAAAGUCUACAGAGGGAAGCUAAGGACCUUAAGGAACUGCAGGAGCUACUAGAGGCUACUGUGGUGGACUUCUCUGUUUUAAAUGAAUGCCAUCACACAGUGAGGAACCUCACCCUGUUGUGGCAGAAGGUGGAGGUGAUUCAGAAACAGCAAACCCAAUGGAAGACACAGCCCUGGCAAGACAUGGACACAGUCCAGCUUAUUAACAACACGAACGAGCAGCUGCAGAUAGUUCAAUCACUUCCACGCGAGGUGCGUGGCUGGGACAUCUAUGCUGGCAUCUUGGAAUCUGUGAAUGUCAUACAGUUGACUUUACCACUAAUUGAGGACCUUCUCAAUCCGGCGAUGAGAACAAGACAUUGGAAACAACUUGUGCGACUCACAGGGGGACAGCUUUACAUCACUCCAGAGAACAUAAGAAGAAUGACUCUUGCAGAUCUGAUCACUUUGGGAUUGCAGAGACAUGCAGAUAAUGUGAAGACCAUAGUUGAUCGGGCAGUUAAAGAUGUGACAAUCGAAAGUGGUCUGAAGACUUGUGAAGAAGUGUGGCUCAGCAGAAUAUUUGACAUGCACCCUCAUUGCAGAGUAACGUCUGCUACAGGGCGGGAAGAAGUUGGCCCCACCAUGCUGCUAAACCAUCCAGAAGUUAUCUUUGAGGAGCUUGAGCAUCAUCAGAUGACCCUGGAGACCAUGAAGAACAACAGCGAAGCUGGCUCGUUCCUCGACGAAGUGACAAAAUGGCAGAAGAAGUUACAGGUCAUCGAAUCUGUUGUUCGCUUGUGGUCACAAGUCCAGGAGAAGUGGGUCCAACUGGAAGAGGUGUUUUGGACUGAUGAUGUAUGUCGAGAUUUACCAAAAGAAGCUGCAACGUUUGCUGCGGUGCACCAAGAUCUACGUGCUGUAAUGAAAGCUACUGAACAAAAUCCAAAUGUUCUGCAGACCUGCACAAAACAAGGCUUACAGGACAUGCUUGGUGAAAUGAACGAGAAAUUAGAAAAAUGCCAAAAUGCUUUGCUUCAUAACCUGGAACAAAGGCGCAUUGCUUUCCCAAGAUUCUUCUUUCUGCCUUUACAAGAUACUUUAAAAAUUGUAUUCUACGCUCACAAUCCAGACGUACUAAACCGAUACCUGUAUAAAGUGUUUGAGCACAUGGAAAGCCUGAUAUUUGAGACAAAUAAUGAGAUUAACAAGGAUGGAAGCCAGAUAAUAAUAGCGGUUCAAAGCUUUCAAGGAGAACAACUGUAUCUUCCAGAGCCUCUGGAGUGCAAGGGUCCUAUUGAGAACUGGCUUGAGCUGCUGGUGAGAAGGAUCAGAACAGCUUUGCAGCACCACCUCCAUGCCGCCCUGGGACACGAGCUGCUGCCACAGAGACAAAUCCACAGCGCUGGAGCGAGGCGGGUGUCAGUUAGCAAGCCUGCUUCAAAGCAACGGCAGGGAGGCAAGAGGGACAUUCUUCCAGGACUUGGCAGCUCCUCACUCCGGACUCUGGAGAGGAAGGAAAGUGGUUCUCUUGUAGUCCAGCAGCAGGAUGUGUCGAGCAGUAAAUCACAGCGAGAGACCUGGAUACUGGCCACCCUCAGUUAA
Molecule: messenger RNA, 4905 nt
Organism: Polyodon spathula (Mississippi paddlefish)
Lineage: Eukaryota; Metazoa; Chordata; Actinopteri; Acipenseriformes; Polyodontidae
Product: dynein beta chain, flagellar outer arm-like
Exons: 32
Coding region: 1-4905 (1634 amino acids)
Biological process (GO): microtubule-based movement
Cellular component (GO): dynein complex
Molecular function (GO): dynein light intermediate chain binding; minus-end-directed microtubule motor activity; dynein intermediate chain binding
Source: RefSeq, a predicted model, not a curated record